UUUAGCUGAUGUAAUGAUUAUUGUAAUAUCAGUUCCUGGCUGGCCAUUAGUCAUUUCAACAAUGGAGUUUGCUGAGGCAAAGAAACCACACAGCUCCUCAUAAAAAGCAGAUCACUUCCAUUAUCCAUUUAUCUGCCUGAGAUCCAGAGUGUUGACCAAUGUCCAAUAUAUCACCAUGCCUCUCUGCCAGCAUUGCUGUUGCAUUUAGACAGAGCUCUGGUUUCAGACUGGAAGAGAGAAAGGAGUCGUUUCUUGAAUCCAUUUGCUGCUUCAUGGGAAAUCCAUCUAAAUUUAAGGACUAAGAGAAGAAGUCAUUCUCCCCAGAAUGGUUCAUGGUAGUAUACUGAGAUGAACAUCAAGAGGGUUGCAACAUCACUGGCUGAAAAAAAAACCCAUCACCCAUGAGGAAAAUUUAAAAUAGAUGCCAAGUUUCUACAGAAGUCAUGGGAUGUGGCAUUUCUAUAAAGAAGAACCAGGCAAACAAAUCAGAACGAGCCAUCAAAGCAGCCAUCCUCAUCCAAAGGUGGUAUCGAUCUUAUGUGGCUCGGAUGCAGCUGAAGCGACAAUAUGCUCUUAGCAUCUUUCAGUCAAUUGAAUAUGCAGAAGAACAAGCACAGCUACAGCUGUCCAACUUCUUCACAUUCAUGUUGAACCAUGUGAAUGAGUUUGAUCCAGACAUUAAGUCUCACUUUGUCUCCAUUAUGGGGGAUUGCAACAUGGCCAGCUCAGAUCCUGCAAUGACAGAGUAUGAAAGGAGAAUCGAGGUACCUGCCUCCUACUAUGGUCCUCGUCUGUCUUUCCCCCUCACAGCUGCUGACAUUAAUGCCCUUCUUCAAGCUUUCAAGCAUCACCAGCAGCUUCAUGCUAGAUAUGUGCUUCAACUCUUGCACGAGACCAGAAAGGUCCUUCAGCAGAUGCCAAACAUUACUCAUCUCUCAACCUCUUAUGCCAAGGAAAUCACCAUCUGUGGUGAUCUGCAUGGAAAGCUAGAUGAUCUUUUACUGAUUUUCUACAAAAAUGGUCUCCCCUCGGAAGAAAAUCCCUACAUUUUUAAUGGUGAUUUUGUCGACCGAGGGAAAAAUUCCACAGAAAUCCUUAUAAUCCUGUUUGCAUUUCUGCUUGUCUACCCCAACCAUUUACACCUGAACAGAGGGAAUCAUGAGGAUCACAUCAUGAAUCUUAGAUAUGGGUUCACAAAAGAAGUUAUGAAGAAGUACCAGUGCCAUGGCACAACGAUUUUGCAUCUUCUUCAAGAUGUCUACAGUUGGCUUCCUCUUGCAACUAUAAUAGACAACAAAGUUCUAAUUUUACAUGGUGGAAUCUCCGACACAACUGAUUUAAAUUUCCUGAAUUUGUUUCAGAGAAACAAGCUGAAAUCUGUACUUAACCCACCAAAAUCAAAUGCUGGAACAGGCAAUGAUCCGCAGAGAGCUGCUCUUACAGAAGCCUAUUCCCACCAAGUACAAACCAAGAAGUCCAAUUCUGGGUCUCACGUCUCCAGUAAAGAAGCUUUAAGGUCUAUGUCAGCAUCAAGCAACAGUAGACAAUACAGUAAGAGGCAACAUCUUGACAACCUCUGUCACAGAACUGUUUCUCAUCCAAUUCCAGAGGUGCAAUAUUGCAAGCCAUCCAAUGUUACCACAGCAUACACAUCUCCAGAAUUAACACCAAAGGAAUGGAAGCAGGUAGUAGAUAUUCUCUGGAGUGAUCCCAAACAUCAAAAUGGCUGUACACCAAAUAAACACCGAGGUGGAGGUUGUUGCUUUGGACCAGAUGUUACGGCCAGGUUGCUAAAACGGUACAAUUUGAAAAUGCUCAUCAGGUCUCAUGAAUGCAAAGAGGAAGGCUAUGAGAUCAGUCAUUAUGGAAAGGUCAUCACUAUAUUUUCUGCUUCAAAUUACUAUGAAGAGGGAAGUAAUCGUGGUGCUUACAUCAAACUAAAUCCAGAUCUGAUACCUCGUUUUGUUCAGUAUCAAGUUAGGAAAUCAACACAUAAACGGACCCUACAUCAGAGAGUUUCCACAAUUGAGCUGUCUGCCUUAAAGUGCUUGCGGGAAAAGAUUUACAUACACAAAUCAGAACUGAUUGCAGCUUUUAGACAGUAUGACCGGAAUGGUACAGGUAAUACAAAUCUGAACACAAACGCUUUGAGAUUUCUUUCAAUAUAAUAUAAACAGGUAAGUGACUUGUCCUGGAAUUUCAAGACAAGAUAACUGCCUUGAUAAAAUAUAUGUAUAUUACACUUUUUGUUUUGACGGAGCAGCUACAGUGGAGUUCAAAGUUGAAACUAUUUUUGGUUGGGCUACAUCUCCUGUGUAUUCUUGAAAGUAGCACUUGCCAAGGUGGGGAAAGCAUUUCAUUUCCAACCAGAUGAAUAUUUUCUCAUUGUUAGUAUUGUUUAUGAUCUGAAUUGAUUGCUGUCAUGCCAUCCAACAUUUCACAGAUAAAAAGUGUGAUACAUGUUCAAGAUGGCAAAGUAACUGAUGAGGAAGAACACAUGAAUGAAAAGAAGCUGCAGUUGUUCGUAUUUGCAUGAAUCUUCCAGGAAGUCCUCUCUCUUCUUCCCCUUGCUGAAUUAAUUGAGUUUAAAUGACUUUUGUAUUUUGAACUCAGUUUGCAGCCAGUGAAAUAAACUCAGGAAAAGGGGGGAAGUGGGUGGAGGAGCUGAAGUUGUGGGACAUCAGGGGAUUAAUCGGGGUUAUUCCUGCCAGAUUGGUAAAGUUGGAGAGUAUGUGCUCUGAACAAUUGUGGUUGAUACUUAACAUUAGGCUGAACAAGAUCACUAGAGCCCAUCCUUUAUGAGGAACUAUGCCUAGGUCUUAAGUCUGAAAUCUCAUGGCAUGGGAAAUUCUGGAACUAUUUUAUUUGUUUGUUUGUUUGUUUGUUUUAUAUACCGCCCUUCUCCCCCAGGGGGACCCAGAGCAACCAUAGAUUCUACAAACUUCACUGGUUGGCUUCCUGGACCCAAUUAAAUGUGAUUAUGUUAAUUUGCCUUAGAGUUGCCUAAGUAAACCUAUAAAUCACUUGGUGCUUGGCUUCCUGAGGCUUCACCUGUCUUGUCAUGAUGAACCUAUAUUCAUUUUCAGAUUUUUAGGAGAGAUCUUUGUGAGGCUCUUAGAAUCAGCUUUUUUGAGCAUUAUUUUACUGUGGAAAGGGGAGAUUAGUCAUAAUCAUAAUCAUAGUGGCCAAAAUUCUAUAUGGAAGUUAUGUCUUCAUAUCCCGUAAAGGACUGCUGUUAUGUUCCUACAUAGCAGAUAGCAUUGUAAAGUAGGACUGAUUAUCAUUGGGAAACAAGGGACACCAGGCACUCUUGCUGUUGUUCAAGUCCUAUUGAACAAUGUUCAGUCUGCUAUGUAGCCACAUUAAAAGCGCAUUUGCCUUUCACUAUACAGUGUCUUAGCGCCUCUGCUACAUAGCAUAGUACAGUAUGAUCCCCUUCCAUGAAUUCAAUAUCCACAGUUUCACUUAUCUGCUCUGCAAACAACUCCCCCCCCCCCCCCACACACACACACACACCAACAAGUGUUUCCGGACUAUUGGAAAAUAACUGCACCUAGUCUCUGUGUACAUAUCCUUUUGUCAAAUAUGAAUGUCCAUGAAUAAGUGGAGACCACCUUUUGAAAACCACUAGACAAGAAAAGCAUGACCUUGUUAGAAGUAAACUCUUUGAACAAAUGAUAUUCACAAGCAUUCGUGUAAUGGCACACAGGAAAUUCAGCUGUUAAACUGAAGAACCAUGUCUUUAACUUGCCACUCCAAAAAUAUAUUUGGUUAGCAGAGGAUGGUUGCUUCUUUGCAGUUGUAAUUGCUCAAAAGAUAUACACUCCCUUGAAAACUCUUAGUUUAAAAUAUGUACUCAGAGAUUUAAAAAAAUAAAGUCUUCUUUGAAAAAUAACAUAUCUUUUUUACUCAUAAACACCAUAUAAGCACAUUUCUUAUUGAAGUUUAGUUACAGAUAGGAUAUAGCUUCUUUGUGUUGAGUACAUAGGGUAGCAUUCUUAAUCAAUAGUCCAUAGUUUUAAGUAUAUUUGUACUCACUGAAGUCCAUAAGCAUACAUGCAUCAAUUAAAGUCCAAACAGUAACCUGCCUUUAUUGAAGACCAAACGCAUACAUGCAUCCACCUCCACUGAGGUCUGAUGCAAACAUGAAUACAAAAUGGAGUCCUGAAUCUGAACAUGUUCAGUGCAAUCACAUGUCUAUAACCCCUCCCACACCGAAGAGGUAAGUCAAACUGGCAAAUCAACAUAUACAUAGAAUACAGGUUAGCAAAUAUAUACAUUAAUAAAUUAAAUAGUGAGAGGCUUGGGAGGUUGCUAUUUCCAACAUGGACAUCUCUAGGUCCUCCGUUUUUAUUCUUUAAAAUGCUUCUAGCACAGGUAUAGUCAAAAUAUAGAAUCUACUGUUAUCUGUAGUUCAGGUGUCCUAGGGAAAGGGGGGAUGUCUUGGAACAUAGCCCCUGUGGAUAUGGAAGUUGUACUGUAUAUCCAAGUUAUGUUAAGUAAAAAGUGAUAGAGAAUGUCAGUGAACAUCAUUUUAGGAUCUAAGCCCACAAACUGGGAGGUUUCUUUCUUUGGUUAUUUUCCAUUUAUUUAUUCAAGCAGGUUGACCAUACUUAACCCCAAGGCUUUUCCUGAAAUGAUAUUUUUAUCUCAGAAUCAUUUCCUCAGCAUACAGCUACUUGAUGAAUCACCAACUAGGUAGCUUUUAAGCAUAAAAUAUUCAUGUUUCUUGCUUGGGCUUUUUAAUAAUCAUAAAGUACUUUUGAUUGCUUGUUUCAUUCCAUUUUUUUUGGUAGGGAAGAUUUCUCCCAGUGAAUGGGUUUCAGCAUUGGAAUCUGUUCUACAGCUUGACCUCCCCUGGAGGACCUUACGUUCCAGACUGGUUUGUCUGGAUCAAGAUGGAAAUGUUGAAUACCUUUCAUCUUUUGAUGAUGUUGAA
This is a messenger RNA of Anolis carolinensis (green anole), 4939 nucleotides long. It is a transcript of the gene ppef1, whose product is annotated as protein phosphatase with EF-hand domain 1. The transcript is spliced from 14 exons. The coding region runs from base 444 to 2168 and encodes 574 amino acids. Gene Ontology annotation, biological process: detection of stimulus involved in sensory perception. Lineage: Eukaryota; Metazoa; Chordata; Lepidosauria; Squamata; Anolidae. Gene Ontology annotation, molecular function: phosphoprotein phosphatase activity; protein binding; calcium ion binding. The record is from RefSeq and is a predicted model, not a curated record.